AUGGGGGACCCGGAAGUGCUGCAAAAGGCAAAGAUCGACUACUACAUCAGGGAAAAGCUAUGGAACACAGCUCAAAAUUUUUCCGCACAAGCCAUGAGGCGGUUCAGCGGCAAGCCUCUAUUCCGGUUCUACUACAGCAUAUGCCUGCAACUGCAGAACAAUCCCCAGGAGGCUCUCCGUCAGCUCGAAGAACUGAAGAAUGAGGCGGAUUUUGCUCUGGGAGUGAGCUACGCGCUUCUCAGAACACAUCAGAGCUUCAAUAACGUCGACUUUGAAGCGACCGCCAAUCUAGAGUUGACGAUCCGAAAUCUGCGCGAAGACCGAAACGACAAACUGUUCUACUAUGCCGGUUUAUACCAUUACCUCGUUGGCGAUCUCGAGACCGCCAAAGAGUUGGUGGAUCGUAUGCUGAAGCUUGCGCCGCCGUCGAAGGAAGGUCUUGUUUUGAAGGGAUGGCUGGAGCUCCUGCGGCAAGCUAAAACGAACGUGUCUCAGUAUUUCGAAUCUUCCGGGAGCGGGAAUCCCGAGGCUAUUUUCGGAAAAGCAGAAGCCCUCAAAAGAGCGGGAGAUCUACACAAAGCACUGGAUGUUGUCAACCAAGGCGUAGUUUCUUUCCCAGGUAAUCUACCAUCGAUCCUCGAAAAGAUGAAAGUGCACAUGGCAAUGGGAGACUGGGAACAGGUAGUCGACACCUCCAACAGAGCUCUGUCGAUGGACACGAAUUGCGUCCAGGCGCAAAGGUUCCAAGUUGUGCACCUGCUCUGCAAGAUGAAUAAUGUCAAAGAAGCACAGCGCAAGAUCCGGGAAGUCCUGGCGUCUCUCGACAUCGUGGAACCUCGCAACUCGUGGCUGUACUACGAGACCGCUUCGAUAUUUAUCGUUGUCUCCGGCCGACAACAACAGAUACUGGAGCAGUGUUUGGUACUCAUGGAGAAAGCCACCUCCUUCAGCCCCAAGAACUCGACGUUCGAAACGGGGGUUGCUAAGGUGCUUGUCAUGCUGAAGCGCUUCAAGGAUGCCGAUAAACAUUUGGCCACCGCCCUCCGCUCCGACGGGCAGAACAUGGAAGCUACCCUGACUAGUAUCCUGGUUCAAAUUCAAUCACAAGGAGACGAAGGUCUCCACGCCGCUGAGCAGCAGAUCGACUUGAUUCAAGAAGUGCACAGAACGCAAAUGACCCCGGAAAUGCUCUACAUCAGCGCUUUGCUACUCAGCAAGCAGCACAAGUCUCCGGAGCGAGCUAUUCAACUCCUCGAACAAGCGGUUACAAAACACUACCAAACCACAGAGGGUCAACCGAAGAGUAUGGAGUAUCUGCUCUCGCUGAAUCCGGACUUCGUAGUGCAGAUGAUAAGACUCUACUUGGAAUACGCGUCCGACCGCCCGAUCAAAGGCCCCGGACAAGCCGUGCCUGAGAUCCUGAAGAAAUGCCAGGCGGCUCUGAAACCGGUUCUCCAUAUGUGCCCGGCUAUCACUGAUGCGAAUUAUCUCAUGGCGAGAAUCAAAUACCUAUCAGGGGAUCCAGCUUCUGCCCAAGCUCUUCUCGAUAAAGUGACACUCGCCAACCAGCAGACCUCGACGGAAACCUACCUCCUCCUAGCUCAGGUUCAGCUGGAACAGGAUUCGGUUCAAUCUGCUCAACAGACGCUGGAAAUGGCUCUGUCGAACAGUUUCCAGGUCCGGGACAAGCCAUUGUUUCACCUCAUAAAGGCCAAGGUGCAUCGCAAGCUCGAUGAGAAUCAAGAAGCUUUGUCCUGCCUGAAAACUGCCAUGGACCUUGCUGGGCUCAGCGGGGGAUCCGCGAAGGCUACCUUGAACACCAACGAUCGAAUGAAUCUGUUCCUCGAACUUUCCGACAGCUACCGGCUCCUUGGUGACCAGAAGAAAGCGGAAGAUAUUAUGGGUGAAGCUCUCGCUCAUUUCAAGGGUACUCCGGAAGAGAUCAAGGUCAGCAUCGCUGGAACGGAACUGGCUCUCAGCCGGGGCAACGUGGAUCAGGCCCUGGCCCUGCUGCAGGCCAUAGGACCAGAAGAGAGCUAUUACUUGGAUGCUCGCGAGCGCAUGGCGAACAUAUAUCUCCAAUACCGGAAGGACACCAAGUUGUACGUCACGUGCUACCGGGAUAUCGCCAAGAUGAAUCAAACGGCCGACUGCUUCCUCAUGCUGGGAGACGCCUUGAUGAAGAUCCAUGACCACGAAGGAGCUAUCGAAGCCUACGAGAACGCACUGAAGAAAAACCCGAGAGAUUACAACGUGGGUAGGAAAAUGGGUCAACUCCUGGUGAGAACCCAUUUCUACGACAAGGCCAUAACCUUCUACAAGGCUGCCAUAAAGACCGGUGGGGAAUCUCUACUCAGAUACGAUCUGGCUCAUCUCCUCCUGCGACUUCAAAGGUUCAAAGAGAGCGAGGAUGUCAUCAACGCAACUUUUGAGCCCCUCAAGCAGCAAUCAGAUCUCCAAUCGCUGCAAUGGGAGUCGAAAUUCACGGUUCUGCUCGCCAAAAACUACCAUGCCAAUCCAGCGAAGGGCAACGAUGCUUCGAUCCGGGCUUAUCAGAAAGCAUACGACAUCCAGAGCCGGGUGAUGAUGCGCGUCCAUCUGGAAGCGCCCGACUCCGUACAAGAGCAGCUAACUCAGGCUCUGCAUAUCUGUUCGCGACUUGCGGCGCAUGCCGAGAGCAAGAAGGACUAUCAGCAGGCUCUGAAGUUCCUACGCCAAGCUCUUCAUUACGACCAGACGAACCUGCAUUCGCUAUCAGCAGUAGCAAAAGCCGAAAUGGCGUCGAACAAUUUGGAGCAGGCGCGUCAGUAUUGCAAUCAGAUACUGAAAAUCGACAAAGACAAUGAUAAUGCCACGCUCAUGAUGGCCGACAUCAUGUUCCGGAAGACCGAUCUGGAGAACUCGCUCAUCCACUUUGAAAAAUUGCUCCUGAGAAAACCGGAAUACUAUCCCGCGUUGGCGAGGCUAAUCGAGGCGUGCAGGCGGCUCGGAUGUCUAGACAAAUGCAAACCGUUCCUCGAUAGUCCUCCGACCGUUCCUGCCGCAGGAUUCUAUUACUGCAGGGGUCUGUACGACUGGUACACCGAGAACACUCAAGCGGCGAUGAAAAACUUCAACCAAGCUCGAGGAGAUCUUGAAUGGGGAGUCAUCGCAACGUAUCAUAUGAUCGAAAUAUGCUGCAAUCCUGACAAUAACACUCUGGGCUCAGAGACCUUCGACAGCUCUUCCUCACCCGAAGAGAUCCAGAGCAUCAUAGAAACCGCGGAAACUCUUCUCGCCGAGCUGCGGACCAAAGUGCCGCCGUCGGACCUUGACCUGCAGAUCAUGUCCAACUUCGUACUGCUGGCGAAGAAGAACAAACAAGAUGCGGAAAUCGCUCUCAACGAUUUCUUGCAAAUCUCAUCAGACGAGAAAUACCGCGAGCACGUCGGGGCUAUCCUUGGGAUCUCUACAGCUCAUAUGAUACUCAAACAAGUCCCGAAAGCUCGCAACCACUUGAAACGAGUCAUAAAAUCUGUGUGGAAUUUCGGAGAUGCGGAAUACCUCGAGAAAGCCUGGCUUCUCCUGGCCGACGUCUACAUUCAUUCAGGGAAAUACGACUACGCUAGCGACCUGAUCAAACGGGUCCUCCAGUACAAUCGGAGCUGCACCCGAGCCUACGAAUAUAUGGGUUACAUCAUGGAGAAAGAGCAGAGCUAUCGAGACGCAGCUAACUGCUACGAAUCUGCAUGGAAGCUCACCCAUAAACCCACUAUCGGUUACAAGCUGGCUUUCAAUUACCUGAAAGGCAAGCGCUUCGUCGACGCAAUCUCAGUUUGUCAUCAAGUCCUCGCCUUGUAUCCUGAGUACCCCAAGAUCAAGAAAGAAGUGAUGGAUCGAGCUCGCUCCAACUUACGCAUGUGA
Galendromus occidentalis (western predatory mite) is the source of this 3903-nucleotide messenger RNA. Its product is annotated as tetratricopeptide repeat protein 21B-like. The record is from RefSeq and is a predicted model, not a curated record. The transcript has 24 exons. Gene Ontology annotation, molecular function: protein binding. Lineage: Eukaryota; Metazoa; Arthropoda; Arachnida; Mesostigmata; Phytoseiidae. Bases 1 to 3903 code for a protein of 1300 amino acids. Gene Ontology annotation, biological process: intraciliary retrograde transport; protein localization to cilium. Gene Ontology annotation, cellular component: intraciliary transport particle A.